Drosophila erecta is the source of this 738-nucleotide messenger RNA. Its product is annotated as trypsin alpha-3. Lineage: Eukaryota; Metazoa; Arthropoda; Insecta; Diptera; Drosophilidae. Gene Ontology annotation, biological process: proteolysis. The transcript has a single exon. Gene Ontology annotation, molecular function: serine-type endopeptidase activity. The record is from RefSeq and is a predicted model, not a curated record.
GAAAUGUUUGUGCAGUGGAUUUUCCCGAUCUUAAGUGUCACCCUGGUUUCCUCUAAAUGGAUUCCGGAACGAAUUGUGGGUGGCGACUCGAUAUCCAUUCAAUCGGUUCCCUGGCAGGCUUCCAUUCUUUGGUUUGGAGAACAUUUUUGCGGUGCAGCCAUCUACAGUGAAGACAUCGUCAUAACGGCAGCCCACUGCCUCACCAAAGUCUACUCCGAAUACCUCUCCGUGAGAGUCGGCUCAUCGUACACCCGCUACGGUGGUCAGGUGGUGCGGGUAGCUAGGUUCCUGAUACACGAGAAGUACCACCGGACCAUGUCCAACGACAUAGCCGUGAUGAGGCUUCAGUCCAAGAUCAGGCUGGGAAGUUGAGUCAGUGUGAUUCCCCUGGCCGAUACUUCUCCGGCUAGUGGAGCUCCUGCCACGGUUUCGGGAUGGGGAGCCAUUGGCUAUGAAAAGGAACUGGCCAAGUCCCUGCUGGGCGUUUCGGUGGACAUUGUGGAUCAGCAUCAGUGUCGUAGGUCGUACGGAAAGCGAAUCACCAAGGACAUGAUCUGUGCCGCCGCACCGGGAAAGGAUGCCUGCACCGGCGAUUCGGGAGGUCCUCUGGUCUCCGGUGGCCAGCUCGUUGGCAUCGUGUCCUUCGGAGCGGAGUGUGCUCUUCCACAAUUCCCAGGAGUCUACGCGAACGUGGCUGAGCUGAAGCCCUGGAUUUUGAGCGCUAUUCAAAGAAUAUGA